Molecule: messenger RNA, 654 nt
Organism: Labrus bergylta (ballan wrasse)
Lineage: Eukaryota; Metazoa; Chordata; Actinopteri; Labriformes; Labridae
Source: RefSeq, a predicted model, not a curated record
AUGAAUGUUCCAGUGGCGGAUCCUGAGGUCACUGGCGAGGAUCAGCAAGACAUCCUGGACAAGCAUAACGAUCUAAGAAGGGCAGUUACCCCUACCACUAGCAACAUGUUGAAAAUGACCUGGAACAACGAAGCUGCAGAAAAUGCUCAAGAGUGGGCAAAAACCUGCCCCAUGGAACACAGCUCAUACCUCUUCAGAAAGAUCAGCACUACCUACUGUGGAGAGAAUCUGUUCAUGUCCAGCCACAGGCUAGGCUGGAGCCAAGUUAUCGAUUCCUGGUACAGCGAGGUGAAAGACUGGGAAUACGGAGUGGGAUCAAUCAACGAUGGAGUGGUUGGACACUUCACACAGGUUGUUUGGUACAAGUCUCAUGAACUUGGCUGUGGUUUGGCCUACUGCCCAGACUCUAGAUUUAAAUACUUCUACGUCUGCCACUACUGCCCAGCUGGAAACUACAAUUUAGCUCGCCCUUACAAAAAUGGAGACAGCUGUGCUGACUGCCCCGACAACUGUGACAACGGACUGUGCACCAAACCAUGCCCGUACAAUGACAACUUUGGUAACUGUCCUGGAUUUAGUUAUAACUGUAUGUUUAGUUUCUUUGUCAACUGGUGCCCUGCCACCUACAACUGCAAAAGUGGAGAAAUUGUUUAA